Vigna radiata var. radiata (mung bean) is the source of this 1565-nucleotide messenger RNA. RefSeq names its product dnaJ protein homolog. Lineage: Eukaryota; Viridiplantae; Streptophyta; Magnoliopsida; Fabales; Fabaceae. Gene Ontology annotation, molecular function: ATP binding; Hsp70 protein binding. Bases 133 to 1389 code for a protein of 418 amino acids. The record is from RefSeq and is a predicted model, not a curated record. Gene Ontology annotation, biological process: response to heat; protein refolding. The transcript has 6 exons. Gene Ontology annotation, cellular component: cytosol; cytoplasm.
AGGAAUUAGUGAAUAACAUUUGCUCGCUGCGCUUAUAUCAUUUUCCCUUCCAUUCUUUGGAGAUCUAGUGCAGCAACCACACGUGGAACUCGGUGAAAACUAGGGUUAAGGAUUCGAAGGUAGAAGAACAAAAUGUUUGGGAGGGCGCCCAAGAAAAGCGACAGCACUAGGUACUAUGAAAUCCUUGGCGUCGCCAAGAACGCGUCGCAGGAGGAUUUGAAAAAGGCUUACAAGAAAGCCGCCAUAAAAAAUCACCCCGACAAAGGUGGCGAUCCCGAGAAGUUCAAAGAGCUUGCUCAAGCCUAUGAGGUUCUUAGUGACCCUGAGAAACGUGAGGUUUACGAUACUUACGGUGAAGAUGCUCUUAAGGAGGGAAUGGGUGGCGGCGGCGGUGGCCACGACCCGUUUGAUAUCUUCAGUUCGUUCUUUGGUGGAAAUCCGUUUGGUGGGGGUGGUAGCAGUAGAGGAAGGAGACAGAGACGGGGAGAAGAUGUGGUUCACCCUCUUAAGGUCUCUCUGGAGGAUCUUUAUCUUGGAACGUCUAAGAAACUCUCUCUCUCACGAAAUGUGUUGUGCUCAAAAUGCAAUGGGAAGGGUUCAAAGUCUGGGGCUUCAAUGACUUGUGCUGGUUGCCAGGGUAGUGGUAUGAAGUUGUCGAUCAGGCACCUUGGUCCUUCUAUGAUUCAGCAAGUGCAACAUGUUUGCAAUGAGUGUAAGGGCACCGGAGAGACCAUCAGUGACAGAGACCGAUGCACUCAAUGCAAGGGAGAGAAGGUUGUUCAGGAGAAGAAAGUACUUGAAGUUGUUGUGGAGAAAGGAAUGCAGAAUGGACAGAAGAUUACAUUCCCUGGUGAAGCUGAUGAAUCACCUGAUACAAUCACUGGGGAUAUUGUAUUUGUCUUGCAACAGAAGGAACAUCCAAAGUUCAAAAGAAAGGCUGAAGACCUUUUUGUCGAGCAUACUUUGUCUCUCACCGAGGCUCUAUGUGGUUUCCAGUUUGUGCUGGCUCACUUGGAUGGUCGACAACUCCUUAUCAAAUCAAACCCUGGGGAGGUUGUCAAGCCUGAUUCAUACAAGGCUAUAAACGAUGAGGGAAUGCCAAUGUACCAGAGGCCGUUCAUGAAGGGGAGGCUUUACAUUCAUUUCACUGUGGAAUUUCCUGAUUCUCUGAGCCUUGAACAGGUGAAGGCCAUAGAGACUGUUUUGCCAGCGAAGACUUCAUCACAAAAGUUGACAGACAUGGAGCUGGACGAGUGUGAAGAGACUACACUUCAUGAUGUGAACAUGGAGGAAGAGUCAAGGAGGAGGCAACAAACUUCGCAGGAGGCGUACGAGGAGGAUGAGGACAUGCAUGGCGGUGCUCAGAGAGUACAGUGCGCUCAGCAGUAAUGAAUGAGCCACAGGAGCAUAGCAGAGUAGUGUGAUGAUCUUGAUUAUCAUUUUUAAAUAUAAUUUGUGUUUGAUCCAUCGAUUUUGACAACCAAACACCUUACCAUUUAUUCUUCGACAAAUUAUUUUACAGAAGACAUCUUAAUACAAUAUUUUUUAUCUAUACUGUCUGCACU